Molecule: messenger RNA, 1240 nt
Organism: Lactuca saligna
Lineage: Eukaryota; Viridiplantae; Streptophyta; Magnoliopsida; Asterales; Asteraceae
Source: the annotation of a GenBank genome assembly
AUGAAGCAAAAAAACCAUCACCACCACUGUUGUACGCUUCCCUGCUCAUAUAAUCAAACCAUCAUCUCUUUACGAAACCCUAGUGCUGGAGAAGAAGGAUCAUCGCUGCAAACCCUAGCUCAUCCCUUUAUCAGAUUCUACAUCAUCGUAGAAGAAGGGUUUUCUGACGGUGCCAGAUCCAUUCGAUCUCUGUUUGAUCUUUGUCUCAGUCUGUGUCUCUUCUUUUUUCUUCUUAUUCUUUUAUCUCGAAUGCUCAAGUUUUUUUUUACCGGAAAUGGCGGACUGGGGACCAGUGUUGGUGGCGGUGGUGCUGUUUGUGCUUCUAACGCCGGGACUUUUGUUCCAGUUGCCAGGUCACAACAAGGUGGUGGAGUUCGGAAACAUGCACACCAGUGGCGCCUCCAUUAUUGCUCACGCCGUUAUCUACUUCGCCGUCCUCACCAUCUUCCUAAUCGCCAUCGGCGUUCACGUCUACGCAGGCUAGGUUGUGUAGCGGGACAUUUGGAUAUUAUAUAAUUUCAAUUCAUUAAAGAUCAAAUAUUUUAUGAAAAAAACUUUAACUAUUUGGCGUCCUAUUAUGAAUGAAUGGUAUUUAUUUUCUUCGGUUUAGUUCAUACUGACAACUUGGUUGAUGACAACUCCUAAUACCGCUAUGCCAAUGACUAUUUUAUAAUAUUUUCAUUAUUUUGAACCUGACUUUUGUGGUGUCCGAGUUAUAUAUAAUAGUGCAGUCCACAGCUCUUGCUUAUAUUAGAUCAUAAUAUUAAUCUCUAUUGCUGCUUGCAAAAUUGACAAUAACAGGUAAUAGUGGUCGUGAUAUAACUUUUUUGACUGUAUUAGUGGUUUUUUGGAACAAAAAAAAUAUGGCAGUUAAAUCUCUAUACAUACUUGUAAAACUGACAAUAACAGACAAUAGUGGUUGCGAUAUAAUUUUUUUUACAGUAUUAGUGGUUUUUUUAGAACAAAAAAAUAUGACAGUUAAAUCUGUAUUGGUACUUGCAAAACUGACAAUAACAGGUAAUAGUGGUCGCGAUAUACCUUUUUGACAGGAUUAGUGGUUUCUUUAAAACAAAAAAAUAUGACAGUUAAAUCUUUAUUGGUACUUGCAAAACUAACAAUAACAUGUAAUAGUGAUCACGAUAUAACUUUUUGAUAGUAUUAGUGGUUUUUUUAGAAUAAAAAAAAUAUGCAGUUAAACCGAAUAUUGGCCAAAGUAUAAUGGUUUUUAUGUUAUUAAUCG